UCGCAAUGCCAUGUUUGUGCAUGUGUUCCUACAGCUGAGGAGGAUACAGCGAGCCUGCCUGCCUUGCUGAUUUAUCUGAUGUUUUCUUGUUUCUGUUUCAGCAUUCAGGACAAGUCCUUCAACACGACAGCUUUAGCAGAGUGUGACGGGUAUUCAGACUCUGUGCAUGAAGAUCAAGCAGGCAGUUCCAGCCCCAGAGAUGAUGAUAACAAAGAAAAUUACCCGGACAACUCUGCUGUCUUAGAGGAAAGGCAGCUGCCUUUGCAAGACACUCAGCAGCACAAGCAGCAGCUUGUAAUUGACUGCACUCUAAAGCCUGAAAUGGGCAACUUAAAGCUGAGGAAACCUAAGCCCAUUGCAAAGAUAGAAAAUGGAAAAAGCCAUGAGGAAAGUCAGGAGCUGGAGUGUGCAUUGCCAGGCCUCUCAGAGUGGCAGGGGAAGGCUGGAUCCUCAGCUAAUAACUAUGCACAGAACGUGGCUUUGAAAUGCCAGGAAGCAGUCGUGAGAUUCCAGCCAAGAAUAGAUCAGAACACAAGCAUUUCACCAAAAGAUGCAACUGAUCAAUUAAACAACUCAAAUGAGAAUUCUUUGUUGAAGCUGCAAGCCCUGGAAACUGAUCUGUGCUCUGCGUUUCUGCCAGCGCAGGAGGAAACUCCCCAGCUGCCGGCACCCAAGGACACAGCCCCUUCUCCAGCCCAAAGCAGCGUGCAAGCUGAUGGGGCCGGUUGUGGAGAGCAAUAUCACUUCAUUUCUCCUAUUAUUGAUUUUAAUUUAAUGCAUCAGCAGAGAGAUAGCGAAGAGCCUGUGCCAGCCCACAGGGACUGGCAGAAUGACAUGGAGAGCAGCCCACAGGAGCAUCACUCCCUAGGGACCAGCAGACUGCUGUAUCACAUCACAGAUGGAGACAAUCCUCUCUUGUCACCACGCUGCUCUAUCUUUAGCCAGAGCCAGAGAUUUAAUCUAGACACGGAGUCUGCCCCUUCUCCACCAAGUGCUCAACCUUUCAUGAUGCCAAGAAGUUCUUCCAGGUGUAGCUGUGAAGACUGCAAAGAACCACAGACAGUAACACAACUUACCAAGCAUCUUCAGAGCCUCAAGAGAAAAAUUAGGAAGUAUGAAGAAAAGUUUGAGCAAGAAAAAAAAUACCUGCCUUCUCAUGGUGACAAGACUUCCAAUCCUGAAGUUCUGAAGUGGAUGAAUGCUCUGGCCAAAGGUCGGAAGCAGCUCAAAGAGCUGAAACUCAGAAUGUCAGAAGAGCAAAACUGUACCUCCACAGCACCCCAAAGAAACGAGCACCGUGAAGGCAGCGGGACCUCUAAAGAGGCUGGCACACAGGAGGCCACAAGCAUGGAACCAGCUCUCUCAGUGGAAGAAACCAUGGAUAGCGUGUUGAGACGACUAAAGGAGAAAAGACAACACUUCAACCUUCCUGAGACUAUUAAGGUAACUAAGCAAGAAAAGAGUCUCAUGAAACCUCUUUAUGAUAGAUACAGAAUUAUCAAGAAACUUCUGGCCACUCCAUCUUUGAUCACAACAAUUCAGGAGGAGGAAGACUCAGAUGAAGACCAUUCUCAAAGCAGCCAUGAUUUAUCGUCUGGUCCAAUGUCUUGCUUUCCUGUCGAAGAGCAUCUGUGUUACUCACAGGAGGAGAGUGAGCCUGCACGCAUUUCACCUCUGGAUGAAAAGAAAGUUUACAGGCAAACAGCCUUGUCUAUGUCCAAUUUACAUGAGGCAACAAUGCCCGUUCUGCUUGAACAUCUCAGAGAAACAAGAGCUGAUAAGAAGAGACUUCGCAAAGCUCUUCGAGAGUUUGAGGAGCAGUUCUACAAACAGACAGGAAGGAGUCCUCAGAAAGAAGAUCGGGUGCCAAUGGCUGAGGAAUACUCAGAAUACAAGCACACAAAAGCUAAAAUCAGGCUCCUGGAGGUUCUCAUCAGUAAGCAUGAUAUUUCCAAAACCAUUUGAAGUGAAUGCAAUGCUGUAAUAUUGUUCAAUAGGGAAAAAAAAAAAAAAGAAAAAAGAAAAAAGAAAAAAAAUCCAAACAAACAAACAAACAAGUAAUGAAAAAGAGAAAGUAAUUUUACAGGUCUUGGUCUGCUGCACGAUUAUUUGACACACUGAGAUUUUUGAUGCACUUUACCAAUUGUAAUAACUGUGAUGAGAGAGGACAGCAAUAUGCAAGAAUAUUAAGCACGGGUGAGUGGACUAUAGUAUAUAUUUUUCCUUUUGAAAAAAACCUUGAAGUGCACUGUGAGAAUGUUAAGAAAUUAAAAGGACAUUGAAGUAAUGUAGAUUCUCAGUUUGACCUGCUCUAAAAGGGUGAGGAAAUGUUCUGCAGGUUUUUAGUACAUCUUAGUACAUGCUAACGUGCCACACGUUUGUUUCCAGAAAUAACAUGUGUUAGUAAUGUUGGCUCUUAAGGUGUUGAUUCACUAGAUUAAAAGAAAUGAAUUAAAAUGAGUGAAGGAAAAACUCAGAAGGUACUCUAGCUGUCAAGACAGAGUUGCCAUUCAAUUCCAGUGAGUUCAAAGAAAGGUGCAUAGGAAGAAGCAGUGCCAGGGCUGGGAGUAGAGCAGUGAUGCUGCUUAUGCAAGAAAGGUCCAGAAUAUGACUGCCAAAUAGAACUACUGGUUUUAUAGGAAUAAGAGAAAGUGCUUGGCAAAAUGUAACAGCUACAGGCUGCUGAGAAAAGAUGGAACAAAUAUACUGGCUGCUGUCUUUUUCAUUAGUUCACAGGACCUGGCUCACAGAAUUUAAAGUCAGUAAAUAGAUCAGUUAACCACAUGCUAAUUUUGAUUUCUCUAUUAAUCUUUGCACUUUGGUUUGCCUGAUGCUAUAACAUUUGCUUCUCUAACUACCAAAGCUCGUUUAGACGCAUGCACUUUGUAAAAUGUUGAAGUACUUCUUGUGUUAUAAAUUGCCACAUAUAUAUAUAAAAGCAGGACUAGAUUACUGCAUUAUGCUAAGAUAUUUUGGAUAGGUAAAGUACAUGGUAUAUAAGUGAGUGCCACAGUUAUCUGAUGAGGACUGCUAGACUUCUUGUUUACUGAAAAUAAGGCUACGAAAAAUUAUUUUUCCCUUGGAAUGACACAUUUUUCUUAACUUUCAGAGCACCACAAUUUGUAAUAUUAAAAAGAAUUGUCAUUGUUUGUGAUAGGCCAUUGGUGUGAAAAGUGGACUAAUAAUAGAAGGAUUAUCAGCAGGUUUUGUACCAGAAAUGAAAAGCAGGGAUUCUGGGAAAUUCCUAGCCCAGACAGAAAGAAGGGAAAAACUACUUAAAGGGGAAAAAAAAGUUACUGGAAGCAGUUGAAUCAUGUUGAGUGUUUCACUUUACCCUGUCAUUUUGUACUGACCACAUAGUAUAAGCAACCUGUUUUCUAUCUUGGUAAGAAGAUUGUGAUUCUAUAAAGCCUAUUAUGUACCAACCAUGUUUGUAUUUACCUAGUAUUUAAUGGCAUGAUUUGGAAGAUGUGUACAUCUUCAAGUAUGGAGGAAAAAAUAUCAACACUAAAAAAGGAACUUUUUAUUUUGCAGCCACUUGUUGUUUCAGUGUACUGAUUUAAUAAUUUAUAACUUAACUUUUAUGAAUCAGAAAUGGUCUUCAUAAAUCUGUUUUAAUUAAAGUCAUCUAGAGCAACAGGAACAGAUACAGAGCUAUUUGAAGUUUACAAACUACAUCUUUGAUAAGGGAAAAUGAUUUAAUGACAUGUAUACAAUUGAUAUUAAAAUGUAAUCUAUAUAUUCUAUAUGAUUGUAUAAUAUUUUAUACAACGGUACAAAUAAAAUAUUUUUCUAUUAUAUUUAUUAUGUCGAGACACAGUUUCUGUUUUCAGUUAGCUAAUAUAAAUAACAUAAAUAACACCGUCAAACAACACGUUGGAAGUGCUGACAUUUCUAGGCUCUGAAAUUCAAAUCAUGCUGCAAUUACAACCUUUCAUGCUGUUCAGUUAUCCCAGUACUUGUUCAGUAGUUAAAAUGAAUGCAUAUUUAAACACCAAUUAUAAGCAGUUAUUUUUAUUUUGCUAAAGCAGUUUAUAUAGGAUUUUGUUAUGUUUGGCAAGAAACAGAAAACAAGUUUUGCAGCAUCUAGGUAUAAAUGGUUGCCAGAAAGAAAUCCAGGACUUCUAAUCAUUUAAAGCAUCGGGGGAACAGAAGGGAAGGAGGGAGAGAAGAAAUCCUAAGAAGGCUACUGGAGAUUUUGAAGACUGGCAGUUGCUUUUGGUGACAGCGGCAUGUGCAUGCUUCUGACAGAAUUGUCUGACUAUGGAAAUGGGCAACAGAGGUUUGAAGGCUCUUAAGGAAUGAGGGAAGUUUUAACGU
Molecule: messenger RNA, 4320 nt
Organism: Ficedula albicollis (Collared flycatcher)
Lineage: Eukaryota; Metazoa; Chordata; Aves; Passeriformes; Muscicapidae
Gene: FAM13C
Product: family with sequence similarity 13 member C
Exons: 15
Coding region: 79-1965 (628 amino acids)
Source: RefSeq, a predicted model, not a curated record